Messenger RNA from Anguilla anguilla (European eel), 4160 nucleotides. It is a transcript of the gene fbxw5, whose product is annotated as F-box and WD repeat domain containing 5. Gene Ontology annotation, molecular function: protein binding. The transcript has 12 exons. Gene Ontology annotation, cellular component: SCF ubiquitin ligase complex; Cul4-RING E3 ubiquitin ligase complex. The coding region runs from base 384 to 2249 and encodes 621 amino acids. Lineage: Eukaryota; Metazoa; Chordata; Actinopteri; Anguilliformes; Anguillidae. The record is from RefSeq and is a predicted model, not a curated record. Gene Ontology annotation, biological process: protein ubiquitination.
CCUGAGGGACAGCAGAUUCUGUACCGGCCGAACAAAUUGUCGUUGUCAUUAGAAUAUUUUUUAUCUUUUAAAGAAUUGGUCACGUCAGAAUACAAAACGCCUCCCAAAUCACCCAAUGCCAGUGGUCUCCAACCCCGGUCCUGGAGAGCUACAGGGCCUGCUGGUUUUUGUUUUCACCUUAAAAUCAGCACCGAAUUGAAAUCCAAGACACCAGACUGGUCCCCUUGCCUGCCAGUCUGUGCAUGUGUGUGGUGUGAGGGCGUGGUCCUCGCUGCGAGGGUCACUCUUGUGAACUAGGCCCAGAGCUGGCGAAGUGCAGCUAUGCUGACCCUUUCUGAAGACUACUCGGUCUGAAGUCAGUUUUGCACACGCAGAAUGUUAGCAUGGCUAGUGGCCCAGCUCUGCCAGACAGCCUGGUGCUGGAGAUCUUCCUGCAUUUGCCCCAUGACGCAGUGCUGAUCGCUGGGCUCACCUGCCACCAGUGGCUGGCAGUGUCCCGGGACGAGUUCCUGUGGAGAGAGCUCUUCUACAGCUACUACCGGAUCCCGCGCUCCGUCCCCCGGCACCCAGCGGCCGUGUCCUGGUACAGGGAGUUCAAGCGUCUGUUUGACUGCAUUCCCUGCGUGGAGGUGCAGACGCUGAGGGAGCACCAUGAUCAGGUCCUGCACCUGGCCUUCUCCCACCGAGGCCACCGCUUCUCGUCCUGCUCCAAGGACUGCACCGUCAAGCUGUGGGACACGGAGCGGCCGGACGGCGACAUCGCGCUCGUACACAGCUCCAGCAUGCGCCAGUUUAACUGGGGCUACACCCAGUUCUCCCAGUUCAACGCGGACGACAGCCUGCUGCUGGUGUCGGGGGUCUACCUGGGGCCCCAUCAGUCCUCCUCUGGGGAGAUCGCUGUCAUCAGCCUCGAGAACUACACCCUGCUGUCCCGGGUGAGGAACAAGCCCUACGAUGUUUUUGGCUGCUGGUUGAACGAGGCGCACCUCAUCUCUGGGAACCUGCACUGGAUCGGGAACAUGACCUCAUGCUCUGUUCUUUGGCUCAACAAGGCUUUCCAGGACGUGGAGUCGGAGAACGUGAACGUGGUGAAGCGUCUCUUCAAGAUCCAGAACAUGAACGCCAGCACCAUCCGCACGGUGAUGGUGGCGCACUGCCGGCGCCACGACUCGCCGGACCUGCUGCUGGACUACGAGGCGCAGUCCCGGGCCCGGGCCGAGCGGGAGCGCGGCGGGCAGUGCCACCAGCCGCUGCUCUUCGACCUGGGCGACAGCGAGCAGGAGGAGGAGGAGGAGGACGGGGACGAGCAGGAGGACGGGGAGGAGGAGGAGGCGGGGGAGGGGGGCCGGGCGUACCCGCGCCCCACGCACGCCGCCCACAGCCUGAGGCUCGGUCACAUGAUACAGGGUCAGCGCAGUACGACAGAGAGAGAGAGGGAACUGGAAUCCCGGGUGGCCGAGUUCAUGGGGAAGACCCGAACCUCCCGGCCCGACUCCUCCCUGCUCACCCCCUCCCCCUCGGGAGAGGUGGAGGAGAAGACCUACCUGCUCUUCACCACCGGCAGCCUUACCUACUCUCCUCACCAGAUAGGGAUCAAGCGGAUCCGUCCCGAUCAGAUGACCACCUGCGGGCCGGUCCUGGGGGAGGAGCGAAGCUCGGACGAGUUCUUCGACUCGCUGGACCACGUGAUCGACAUUCACGGCCACAUCAUCGGCAUGGGCCUGUCCCCCGACCACAGGUACCUGUACGUGAACAGCCGGGCGUGGCCGGCGGGGUGCGUGAUCUCGGACCCCAUGUCGCCCCCGCCCAUCGCUGAGGAGAUCGACCUGCACGUCAUCGACCUGAAGAGCCUGCGGGAGGAGAGGCGGAGCCUGCGGGCGCACCGGGCCUUCACGCCCAACGACGAGUGCUUCUUCAUCUUCCUGGACGUCAGCCGCGACUUCGUGGCCAGUGGCGCGGAGGACAAGCACGGGUACAUCUGGGACCGCCAUUACAACAUCUGCCUGGCGCGGCUGCAGCACGACGACGUGGUCAACUCGGUGGCCUUCAGCCCCGCCGACCAGGAGCUGCUGCUGUCCGCCAGCGACGACUCCACCAUCAAGGUGUGGCGGUCGCCCCGCAUGGUGCGGCUGGCCCGGGCCCCCCCGCGCCCCGCCCCCACCCGCAGGCUCCUCUCCUGGCUGCUGGAGAAGAGGAACGCCGACGCCGCCGCCGCCGCCUCCACCGCCGACCUCAACGGCAAGCCGUGAGGCCUUUUUGGGGGGCGGGGACUCUGCCCCCGACAGCCCGUCAGCCCUCCUCUCUCUGCUCAAACGCUCCAGGAACGCACAGUCAGCUGUCCCUUUAUUUGCUCUGUUCCCCCCUCCCCCCCCACCCCUUUUUUUUUGUUUCUUUUACCCCCUUUUCUCCAAGACUCACUGGCCACCAGGAAGCCUGCAGAGCAAUGUGUCGGCCACUAGGAGGCACCACAGUGACACAAGUUCAGCCCCGGGGGCCCCCUCCCCGAUUCCCCUAUCUGGCUCAAGGUAGCAAUGUCUGGUCUUCUGUGAUUGGUCCACCAGGUAACGCCCUUACGCUGAGCUCUAGGUGUCCCGGGAGUGACCUCAUCCCGGCACGGAACUUCUCCCAGAGAAACCGAAUCCCAGAGAGACGGUAUCCCAGAGAGAUCGUAUCCCAGAGACAUCCUCUGGGUGCAGACAGCUACCCAUCUGAAUCUGGGAGACUAACCAAGCAGGAGGGUACCUGUGCCAGCGUGGUUUCAUUUGCUGGAUGCCAACUUGGUUUAUUCUACUGGUUUAAUUUACCAUCACUGCAGCCGUGGUGUAUAUGUUCGCGCACACACACUCACACGCACACAGGUACUUUUACUUGAGAACUUAGGAAUGCGAUUUUAAACUGAAGAAACGGGAGCCCAUGGACAGUCUCGAAGUGAACACAAAUGGGAAAGUGCAUGCUAGUCACACGCGGUAGAUUGAGCACGCACGGUGAUCUGUCCCCACAAAGCAUGCUUUUCAGGAAGAGCUGUGUGUGUGCUGUUCGGAGUGUGGCCCUGGUUUUCACUGUGAGCAGCUGUGAUGACCCCUUAAACAGCUGGCUGCUCCUGUGCUGCCUCCGCAGACAGCAGAGACCGCAGCCUCACCAGCUGAAUGGUUAGUGGUAGGGUUAGGGGGAGGGGGGAUAAUUAGCGUUUGGGUUAUAGGGGUAAGGGUUAGUUAGGGUUUGGGUUAGAGGGGUAAGGGUUAAUUGGGGUUUGGGUUAGGGGGGUGAGGGUUUGUUAGGGCUAGGGUUAAGUGGGUAUGGGUUAAUUAGGGGUAAGGCUUGGUUAGAGUUUGGGUUAUGGGGGUAAGGGUUAGUUGGGGUUUGGGUUAUAGGGGUAAGGGUUAGUUAGGGUUUGGGUUAUCGGGGUAAGGGUUAGUUAGGGUUUGGGUUAUGGGGGUAAGGGUUAGCUAGGGGUAGGGUUAGGGGGGUAAGCGCUAGUCAAGGUUUGGGUUACGGUAGGGUUAGGGGCGUUAGGUUUCAGCUGCGGUUAGGGUUAGGACGUUUAGCCUAGUGGGGGCUCUUUAUUUUGGACAGGCGUUGGCGCUCGGCCCUGUUCUCAUGAGCGGUGUGUGGUGUCUAUGGCAGGACGGGAGGUUGGCCAACAGCAGGCUGUUCUUAUGGUGUGUGAGAGCAGCAGGUGAUCUCGUAACCCCAGAGAGGGCCUGACCAGUGCGGUUUGUAAUAUUCCAACUGCUUCUCAGCUCAAGUGGCACCGCCUGUCUCCCCCCCCAGGAGACUUUCAGCACAUGACCACAGGCGUCAUAUCCAUUAGUAUCCCGGCAACAGCCUCUUGCUUCUCCUCCCACCCCCUUCAGUGUCAAGUAGACCUCUUGCUUGGUCUGCUGGUCAUAAUAGAGGUUGCAGGUUCCCAUAACAUCAUCAGGUCUUCCUUCAGCAUUUUCAUUGUUCAUGUGCGUGAGUGUGAGACUGUGUGUGUGUGUGUGUGUGUGUGAGUGGGGAGGCUCACAGGUGGUAAAAGUGGCAUGUGACGGUGUUUACCGGUCUUACUGUUACAAGUGUACCCUGUUUCCCCUGUUGUGUGCUGUGAGGCGGGCUGUUCCACAGUGAUGCACGCCUUGCCUUCUUUUAUUUAAAAAUAAAAAUCCCUUUGGAAACGCUGA